AUGUCAAUCUCCGAAUCAAAGCCCUUGAUCAACCAAAACCCAGUCCUCCAAUCCUACUAUGCUUCCCUGGAAUCCAGAAUCGGAUACCGAUUUCUCUUAGGCGGGACGCGACAUUUCGGAUAUUAUGACACAGACACCUUAUGGCAACGCUGGUGGCCGUUCCCGAUCACAAAAGCCCUCCGCAGAAUGGAAGACUAUAUGUUUGAAACCUUGAAUUUACCAACUGGAGCCACAGUCCUCGACGCAGGAUGCGGAUAUGGCUUGGUUGCAAUCCAUAUGGCCAAUCGAGGUCUUAACGUGCGGGGUAUUGACAUCGUCGACCGCCAUAUCGCCAGAGCUCGAAGGAACAUCCGCGCUGCGGGCUUGGAUAAGGCUAUUAUGAUCCAGAAGGCUGACUACCACCGCCUGGAAGAGUUUGAGACAGAUUCGCUUGAUGGAAUAUACACCAUGGAGACAUUAGUACACGCGACAGACGUGAAGUCUGUACUGGAGGGAUUCCACCGUGUGUUGAAACCCGGUGGCUCGCUUGUGCUGUUUGAAUACGCGCACUUCACUUCUAAUGAUUCUGAAAGCACAAAGCUUUUUGACCAAGUAAAUGUGUAUGCAGCUAUGCCGGCCAAUGCGAAAUUUGAAGCGAAUACUUUGCGAUCGCUGGUGGAAGAGAUUGGGUUUGAAGAUGUGCAAACUCGGAAUCUGUCGGAGCAUGUCAAGCCGAUGCUACGUCUAUUCUACGCCUUUGCGUAUUUUCCAUAUCUUUUCGUCAGACUAUUUGGUCUUGAGAAGUAUUUUAUCAACAUUGUGGCCGCGAUCGUUGCAUAUCGGUAUUAUGAUCAGCAUCAAUAUGUCGCGAUUCGGGCUACAAAGCCUUUGUAA
Messenger RNA from Penicillium paradoxum, 873 nucleotides. RefSeq names its product class I SAM-dependent methyltransferase. The record is from RefSeq and is a predicted model, not a curated record. NCBI's taxonomy places the organism in Eukaryota, Fungi, Ascomycota, Eurotiomycetes, Eurotiales, Aspergillaceae. Gene Ontology annotation, cellular component: endoplasmic reticulum. Gene Ontology annotation, biological process: ergosterol biosynthetic process. Gene Ontology annotation, molecular function: sterol 24-C-methyltransferase activity. Bases 1 to 873 code for a protein of 290 amino acids. The transcript has a single exon.